ACAUCGCGCGCUUUAUGCUCACACCGUGGCUUACGCUUGCGGCCGUCCGGAAGUCACCGGUCUGAAUGGGUCUUGGAGCCGGUUGCUGCCGCUCCUCCCUGUGGACUUAACACCGGGCAACUCUGGAUCUCUGAUCUUGCCAGCUGCCAGAUUCAUGUGGAGGCUCCCAGGCCGCGCCGCGCUUCGUGGAGUCCGGUGGGUAGUGGAGCGGCGCAACCGGGCCGAAGCGGCGACUCACGAGGCGGCGCGCGCCAUGGAGCGCGCGGUGGUGCGCUGUGUGCCCUCGGAGCCCAAGCUCAGCCUGUCUUUUGCGUUGGCCGACGGCAGCCACAAAAACAUGCAGCGGGACCAGAGCGAGCCUCUGGGCCGAGCCCUCAGCCGGAUCGCUACCAACGCCCUUAAGGGACACGCUAAGGGAGCGGCUGCCAAGAAGAGCAAGAAGAACCGAGCCCAUUCUAGCGGUGGCGCGGCCUGUGCGACGACAGGGCCUGAACCGGCUGCGACCUGCGAGCCGGUAGUGAAGCUGUACUACCGGGAGGAGGCGGUGGCUGAGGAUGUGCUCAACGUGGACGCCUGGCAGGACGGAGCGGUGCUGCAGAUCGGCGAUGUCAAGUACAAGGUGGAGCGCAACCCGCCUGCCUUCACGGAACUGCAGUUGCCGCGCUACAUUAUGGCUGGUUUCCCAGUGUGCCCCAAACUCGGUCUGGAAUUUGGGGAUCCCUCCAGCUCCGUGUUCCGCUGGUACAAGGAAGUCAAACCCGGGGCGGCAGAACCUGGGGACAACCGUCUCGCGUCAUCGUCUCACUGUUUGCAGUCUUCAGCUUGGAUCGAGACGGGCGUGAACGAGCGCGUAUAUACCCCGUGCAAUGCUGACAUCGGGCUACGGCUCAAGCUUCACUGCACGCCGGGCAAUGGGCAGCGCUUCGGGCCAAGCCGCGAGCUAGAAAGCGUGUGUCCGGUGGAAGCCGGGCCUGGCACCUGCACUUUUGACCAUCGACAUCUGUACACCAAGAAGGUGACAGAGGACUCUUUCAUCCGCACUGUCUCCUACAACAUCCUGGCAGACACAUACGCCCAGACUGAGUUUUCUCGGACAGUCCUGUACCCGUACUGUGCCCCCUACGCCCUGGAGCUUGACUACCGCCAGAACCUUAUACAGAAGGAGCUCACAGGCUACAACGCUGACCUCAUCUGUUUGCAGGAGGUGGACCGUGCAGUCUUCUCUGACAGCUUGGUACCGGCCCUGGAGGCCUUCGGACUGGAGGGAGUGUUCCGAAUCAAGCAGCACGAAGGCCUGGCCACUUUCUACCGGAAGUCGAAGUUCAGACUCCUUAGCCAACAUGACAUUUCUUUUCAAGAAGCCCUGAAGUCGGACCCACUGCACAAAGAAUUACUAGAGAAACUGGCUUUGAACCCAUUAGCACAGGAGAAGAUACUCCAGAGAUCAUCUGUCCUUCAGAUUUCAGUUCUUCAGUCUACAAUGGACUCUUCUAAAAAGAUAUGUGUUGCGAAUACCCAUCUCUACUGGCACCCAAAAGGUGGCUACAUUCGUCUCAUUCAAAUGGCAGUAGCCUUGGUUCACAUUAGACACGUCUCAUGUGAUCUAUAUCCUGGCAUACCAGUUAUAUUUUGUGGAGACUUUAACAGUACACCAUCAACAGGAAUGUAUCAUUUUGUCAUCAAUGGCAGCAUUCCAGAGGAUCAUGAAGAUUGGACUUCCAAUGGAGAAGAAGAGAGAUGCAACAUGUCUCUCACACACUGUUUCAAACUGAAAAGUGCUUGUGGUGAACCUGCUUACACAAAUUAUGUUGGCGGCUUUCAUGGAUGUCUAGAUUACAUUUUCAUUGACUUAAAUGCUUUAGAGGUUGAACAGGUGAUCCCAUUACCUAGUCAUGAAGAAGUUACCACCCACCAGGCCUUACCUAGUGUUUCUCAUCCUUCUGAUCACAUAGCACUUGUAUGUGACUUAAGAUGGAAAUAGAUUUUGCUUCACUAACUCUGAAAGGAAGCUAGGUACUUUAAAGAAAAUGUAAUAAGAAACAAAGCUUAUAUCUGAACCUUCAAUGAGUCAAUCUAGACACUAAACUUAAUGGUCAUUCCCUACUAGUUAAGUUCCAGAUGGCUUUGUUACAGAACCAAUUCAUAAUGUUUGCAUCAUAUCUUUAUCCACUUUUUUUAAUUCCCUACAUUUGGAGGAAAACAUAUUUAUGACUAGCAAGAAGAAAAUUGAAUUAUUGUGUACGUUUUAUAAGUUUUUUAAGCUGAUAAUUAAGAUUUUUAAGUACUCUUUGAAUAAUCUCAAUUUUUCUUUCAAAGCACAUUUUACACUGAAUUAUGUUAAUAUAAUUGGGGGAGGGGACAUGCAGGUAAAACGUGAGAGACUUCAGAGACACAUGGAAUACAUUAGUCUGUCACUACCUCAAUUUGGUUAGAAUUUAUUAUAAUUUUGGAGUUUUAACAAAAGAUUAAAAUAUACCAUUACCAAUUCUCACAGCUUCUUCGUUUUUUAGUUAGCCAGGUAUUUCCCUCUAGCAUUGUUUGUCAGUGUACAAAUGACAGUACCAUUCAUCUAAUUUGUCCUCUCACUUGCAGUUCAGCUCAUUUUAAUAGUAGGAUGCAAGCACAAUAGAGUGUUCAAAGGGACCGGGAACAUGACUUGAUCCCUUGCCUUCACUCUUACUCAAAUAAAAUAUUUGUAAGUACACAGGGUACUUGACCAUGAUGAUAUGAAAGAAUACAGCACAAUUACGAGAAACUCCUGAUAGAAGCUUCAGAAUGGAGAUGAACCAUUGAGCAUUUCUAAGCUAGAAGUGUUUUUGAAACUGUCAGUUUUAUAAAUAGGAAAAAGGGAAGCAGGCAUGGUGCUUUAUAGCUGUAAUCCUAGCACUCAAGCAGAACUGCUUUGAGGUCAGUCCUGGUCUGGGUUACACAGUUCAAGGCCAGCUUGGGCUACAUACAUAGGAAAAAAGGGGAACAGUUGACUUGUCAAUAUCUGAAAUAAGCUUUUUAUAGAUGUAAGCUGUCAAUAUCUGAAAUAAACUUUUUAUAGAUGUAAGCAUUAUAGCUCGAGGAACAGAACAGUGCCACAUAAUUUAUAUGUAAAGAAAAUUUUAAAAUGAAGCCAACAUUUUAAGAUGAGAAAUUCCAAGUUGUGUUUUGAUUAGUAUCUAGUUUAUAUACUUUUACCACAUUUGUUCUCACCAUACCUUCUUGGUAAUGCUUUAGCUAUUGCUUUGUGAUGUUCAGGUUUAACUGUAGCAUAAGCAUAGCUUUCUGCGGUUAGUUUCUGGCUUAGAUAGUAAAGGCCUCUCACCUCAAGAAGUCGUCUUAUUUUCCAGGCUUGAAACCCAUAUUUCAGAAUUUUUAAUCUGUAAAUCCAGUACCAUAUGAACUCUGCUCUUUUGAAAAUGUGGGGCUUUUUCCCAUAUUCUAAUGUGGUGUGUGCUUUCAUAUUCUGCUAUGAUACUCUUAGGUUAGCAAGUCUGAGAAUAUAAGCAUUUGAUUUGCA
This is a messenger RNA of Grammomys surdaster, 3508 nucleotides long. RefSeq names its product phosphodiesterase 12 (gene Pde12). Lineage: Eukaryota; Metazoa; Chordata; Mammalia; Rodentia; Muridae. Gene Ontology annotation, molecular function: 3'-5'-RNA exonuclease activity. The transcript is spliced from 3 exons. The record is from RefSeq and is a predicted model, not a curated record. The coding region runs from base 155 to 1981 and encodes 608 amino acids. Gene Ontology annotation, biological process: nuclear-transcribed mRNA catabolic process, deadenylation-dependent decay. Gene Ontology annotation, cellular component: mitochondrion.